GUAGAAAGUGACGAAAAAGUUUAAAAGUGGACCAUCAGGAACGGACCUAAAUGACUGGAAAAUGAGGCGAUCAUGUGACAAAAUGAAGUUGUUUUCUUUCUGAAACACCAGUCUACAUCUACAUCUAUCCAGCUACCAAAAUGUUUGCUAGAUCAACUAUGCCUUCCUUAAGCAAACAGCCAGUCACAAUAGAGCCUGUGCUGUUUCUUCUAUUCCUGGUACAAGGUGGAUUGAAGACACUUCAGGGCAGAUAUAUAGAGCACAGACUGACGGAGAUCUAUAACUACACAGCACCAUUAAAUGAGAGUACUAUAUGCUCAAAUGAUAACGGGAAAGAUCCAACACAAAUCAAGAUUGAAGCUACAACAGAUACAUUGAUGACGUACUUGUGGUAUGAGGCAACACUUAUCCCAAUAGCUUCUGCUUUGUUCCUUACGACACUGAGUGAUUUCAUCGGUCGCAAACCGACGUUAAUCAUCAGCUCAGUUGGGUACAUCGCUGCUUCGUUAAUGACCUUCUUAGUUGUGUAUCUCAAGUUACCUCUAGCACUUCUUCUGGUACCUCAAGGUGUUCUUGGAGUUUGUGGAGGCAAGGCACUCCUCUUAAGUAUUAGUUUCUCUUAUAUUGCUGAUGUUACAAUCCAUGUACAGAACACCAGGAGCAUUGGGUUUGUACUCCUGGAUCUGAUGAGAUAUCUUGGAUUCGGUAUUGCCUUCAUUUCAAUUGAUGUCUUCCUCAAGGAGACCCAAGAUUACGUCUUAGCUUUCCUCCUUCUGUGCAUCCCAGCAUUCCUCUCCUUCAUCUACAUCAUCCUUCCAUGGCUCCUUCUUGAAUCCUGUCAACCUCGGCCGAUUCAAAGCAACAUCCUCGAGGAAAUAUUCUUGAGUGUCUUUUACCUCUUCAAACAAAAUGGAAAUGGGCGCCGGUUGAAAUUACUGCUUCUUCUAGUUUGUCUCUUUUUAUAUGUCAUUGUGAAUGAAGAGUUGUUGUCGGUCAUUGUUUCUUACGGGCAGAGGACACCAUUUUGCUGGACGCACAACGAUGUCAGGGUGUAUAGAGUAGUGGGUUACAUUACUCCUGCAAUAGCUUCAGUUAUUGUCGUCAAGCUUCUAUCCCCAUGGACUUCUGAUUCCUGGUUCGUUCGUAUUGGACUUUCUUCUGGUAUUGCUUUGCUGCUGUCAUCUGCUCUUGCCACUACUAAUUCAUCCCUUCUUUAUAUUGCACCAGUCCUGGGUUUGUUACGUAUUCUACCUUCAGCGAUAUUUCAGUCAGUGAUGUCAAAGAAUGUUACUUCAGCAGAACAGGGUACAUUGUUUGGAAGCAUAGCAGUUGUUAUCAGCAUUGCUCGCUUCUCUUCCCCCUUUUUGAUGAAUGGUAUAUUCCAACAUAUGGCUGAGAUUCACCAACUGUACAUCAUUUUCUACAUAGCCAUUGGGAUUCUGGUUAUACCAUUAGUUCUGAUGAGCAUCCUUGACAGACUGUCUGAGUGGCAUCCACAACCAGGCUAUCUACCACUUCAAGGUGAUGAUCAGAUGACACAUGAGGCUGGUACCAGACACGACCAGACUAUUGACACAUAACACUUGCAGUUUAUACCAUGCCUGAUGAGCAGAG
Asterias rubens (European starfish) is the source of this 1614-nucleotide messenger RNA. Its product is annotated as proton-coupled folate transporter-like. Gene Ontology annotation, biological process: transmembrane transport. The transcript has 6 exons. Gene Ontology annotation, molecular function: transmembrane transporter activity. Gene Ontology annotation, cellular component: plasma membrane. The record is from RefSeq and is a predicted model, not a curated record. Bases 141 to 1580 code for a protein of 479 amino acids. Lineage: Eukaryota; Metazoa; Echinodermata; Asteroidea; Forcipulatida; Asteriidae.